AUGGCAUCCAAAUCAGCUGAAAAGAGCAUCUCCGCCUAUGGAGAAGCUCGUUCAACUGUAGAAGGGAAGCCCCUCGAUGCUGACACUGUCCGUAAGAUGAAUGCCUACUUUCGGGCCAGCAUGUACCUAUGCUUGGGCAUGCUUUACCUUCGCGAAAACCCACUCCUCAGAGAACCUCUUAAGUUGGAGCAUCUCAAAUCUCGACUUUUAGGUCAUUGGGGUUCCGAUGCCGGGCAGUCUUUCACCUGGAUGCACAUGAAUCGUCUCAUCAAGAAGUACGACCUCGAUACUCUUUUCAUUUCUGGCCCCGGACAUGGCGCCCCUGGAAUCAUUUCUCAAUCUUACCUUGAGGGUGUCUACUCGGAAGUCUACCCGGACAAAGGCGAGGAUACGGAGGGCCUGCAGAAGUUCUUCAAACAAUUCUCUUUCCCCGGUGGUAUCGGAAGCCAUGCGACCCCCGAGACACCUGGCAGUAUCCAUGAGGGUGGCGAGCUUGGAUACUCAAUCUCGCAUGCGUUUGGCUCGGUCUUCGACCACCCUAAUCUUAUUACCUUGACUAUGGUUGGAGACGGCGAAUCCGAGACUGGCCCACUUGCAACCAGCUGGCACAGCACGAAGUUCCUGAACCCGAUCACCGAUGGAGCAGUCUUGCCUGUUUUGCAUCUCAACGGAUACAAGAUCAACAACCCAACGGUGCUUGCAAGAAUCAGCCACGACGAACUUUCGUCUUUGCUCAUUGGCUGUGGAUGGAAACCAUACUUUGUGGAGGGAAGUGAUUUUGACAGCAUGCACCAAGCCAUGGCGGCUACCCUCGAGCAAUGUGUCAAAGAAAUCAAGGAGCACCAGAAAAAGGCCCGAGAGACAAAUACCCCAUUCCGACCUCGCUGGCCAAUGAUCGUUCUCCGCACACCCAAGGGAUGGUCGGCUCCACGGAAGGUUGAUGACCAUUAUCUCGAGGGAUUUUGGCGCGCACACCAGAUUCCUCUCACUGAUGUCCGCACCAACCCAGCUCAUCUCAAGGUGUUGGAAACAUGGAUGAGAAGCUACAAACCAGAGGAGCUCUUUGACAAGAAUGGCACCUUGAUUCAGGAACUGAAGGAACUUACGCCCACCGGUAACUCGCGGAUGAGUGCCAACCCUGUUGGCAAUGGAGGUAUUCUACGCCGGCCGCUCCACAUGCCUGAUUUCCGAGAGUAUGGGUUCAAAGAUAUUGUGCCGGGCAUAACACCCAAGGGUGGCAUGGCCAACAUGGCGAAAUUCCUCCGUGAUAUUGUCGCCAAGAACAUGCACAACUUCCGACUCUUUGGCCCAGAUGAGAGUGAAUCUAACAAGCUUGCUGAGGUGUAUAAAGCAGGCAAGAAGGUGUGGAUGGGCGAGUAUUUCCCAGAGGAUAAAGAUGGAGGAAAUCUGGCCCCUGAUGGCCGCGUGAUGGAGAUCCUCAGUGAACAUACCUGUGAAGGGUGGCUGGAAGGAUACAUUCUUUCUGGGCGACACGGACUGCUCAACAGUUAUGAGCCUUUCGUUCACGUCAUUGACUCCAUGGUAAAUCAGCACUGCAAAUGGCUCGAGAAGUGCCUUGAAAUAGAGUGGAGAGUCCGAGUCGCAUCUCUCAACAUCCUCAUUACCGCCACUGUCUGGAGACAAGACCACAAUGGCUUCACCCACCAAGACCCCGGAUUCCUCGAUGUAGUGGCCAACAAGAGCCCCGAGGUGGUUCGCAUCUAUCUGCCGCCCGACGGCAACACUCUCCUAUCUGUGAUGGAUCACUGCCUCCGCAGUACCAACUACGUGAACGUGAUCGUCGCCGAUAAACAGGAGCACAUCCAGUUUUUGAACAUGGAUGAAGCCGUCCAGCACUGUACCAAGGGUCUCGGAAUCUGGGACUGGGCGAGCAACGACCAAGCCGCAGAGCCAGAUGUCGUGAUGGCAUGCUGCGGUGAUGUUUCUACACACGAAUCGCUAGCCGCGACUGCGCUACUGCGCGAGUAUCUUCCACAGCUUAAAGUCCGGUUCGUCAACGUUGUGGAUCUAUUCCGACUGAUUUCCGAAAUCCACCACCCCCACGGAAUGUCUGAUAAGACGUGGAAGUCCAUUUUCACCACCGACACACCCAUCGUGUUCAACUUCCACUCAUACCCCUGGCUCAUCCACCGACUCACGUACAAGCGACCCGGUCAGCAUAACCUGCAUGUGAGAGGCUACAAAGAGAAGGGUAACAUUGAUACACCGUUUGAGCUUGCUUUGCGCAAUGAGACCGAUCGAUACAGUCUCGCUAUAGCUGCUAUUGAUUUGGUUGAAUCCCUCGGAAACACGGCAGCCGGCGUGAGAGAGGAGCUGAUCAAUAAGCAGCUUGCGGGCAAGUCCGAGGCAUUCGAUAACGGGAUUGAUCCUGAAUAUAUUCGGAACUGGAAAUGGCCUUACCCAAGAAAGUAG
Messenger RNA from Penicillium coprophilum, 2433 nucleotides. RefSeq names its product phosphoketolase family protein. Gene Ontology annotation, molecular function: aldehyde-lyase activity. Lineage: Eukaryota; Fungi; Ascomycota; Eurotiomycetes; Eurotiales; Aspergillaceae. The transcript has a single exon. The coding region runs from base 1 to 2433 and encodes 810 amino acids. Gene Ontology annotation, biological process: carbohydrate metabolic process. The record is from RefSeq and is a predicted model, not a curated record.